AGCUGCCACCUCAAAGUAUGUGUGCUUCCCCUAUGAGAGGAGUGCUGUUCUCACAGCAGGAGUGGGUAACUUCCAUGUGGAACAGCUCAUCUACUGCCAUAAUUUACAGUUUCCAGCUCCUGUGCUACAUUGAACUGGUGCACAUGCUCAUAAAACCUUAGUAUGGACUGGCAGUUCAGAAACUCCUUUGUUGUGCUUCAGGGGACAACAGCUUCCAGAAGAAGGGUGGGACAGCUUGGCAUAGUAACAAAUUCCUCCUUCUAAAUAUGCCUGAAUUUGAGUCAACCCCAGAAAUUGAUUCUGCUCCAAAGGAAGGUAACAGCAGUGAGUGUUGUGUCCUUUGGAAUUCUGUUCAGGAAGAAUUGCUCUGUGCUGUAUUAGCAUGUUGCCUACUGUGAGCACAUAUCUGUAACCACAAAGUUCCAAGACUUUAGGCACCCAAAUGUGUUAAUAGAACUAAGUCACAGGAAUUUUCAUUAAUUGUUGUAAAGCAUCUCAGUCAGAUGUAUAUAGAAUGCUUUUCAUUCCAUUGAACCUCAGUCCUCUGAGAAACCAUCUCGAACAGAUGCAUAUGAGGUGUUUGCUUAUGGAUUAGUUUAAAUAAAUAAAUAAGACAGAGAGAGGAAGAAGGGAAAACUCAAUUCCAGAAACCUGCCAGCAUCAGAAAGCACCUUAUUCCAUCCCUGUCUCUGUUACAAUAAUGAUAAUCUAGGGUUUAGGUAACUAUAGUGAAUGCAUUGGUGGAACUACUGUAUGAGGACACAGGUAAUCUCUGACUCAUAUCGUGUGAGACUUCAUCAGUUAGAAUCUUAAAUUCUACCCAGAAUUCGAUAGGUAGUUUAGGCUGACCUUGUAAGCCACAAAUUUACAUCCUUUCAGUACUAUUGGGCUGCCUCUGUCACCAUGGCCACGUUUAAUGUGGUACCAAGGCUCUUUCUAAACAACUAGCAAAUAACAAACCUAAUCUCUUCUAGAGGGUUUCUCCUUUUUUCUUUCCUACUGGGAAAGUUCUACAGCUUUUGUUAUGAUUUCUGGGUUAAUAACAACAAUAGAGGUGAAUGGAAUUUUGCAAAUGACACCUGGUAGAAGUUAUGCCAAGGUUUUAAAUGAUACCCAGUGGGCACAGUGCAAAACAUCCUCCUCUUCUGUCCACCCUAAGCCACCUCCCAUGCCCUCAGAACUCCUCCAGUGGUUUUUGGGAUGAAAGCAAACCAUAAAAUAGUAAUGUUCAUCUGUACUUCUCUCUAGUGCAACAACCAUUAGAAAACCUUUGAAUUAAGAGGAAACCUAUUGGAAUUGGUCUUAUAGUCCUUUUAAAACCUGCAUCCAUAUAGUUUAUUCCUGUGGCUUGUUUUCUCUGUGAUUCCUGUGUGUAAGAAGCCAAGCUGUGAUCCCUGCUAAUUGUAUAGAAACCUGCCUUUAUUCAGUACAAUUUAAUGCAGUAUUUUUAUUUAUGAUGCAUUUGUAUUCUUUCUCUUCAAAUAUUGUGUAAACUGUUGCCUUUUUUUUAACAAGAUCUAAGAGCUGAUAACGGGAUGUUCACUGCUGCUGUGAGAAGUUGUUUUGUUUCUUCCUGUAAUUCCAUCCUGACUUGGCAAUGCAGGCUCACAGUUAUCAUUUCAUUUGACCUGUAAAUCAAUCUGUGUAACAUGCAAAGCAGCCACGAAUGCAAAGGAAAUGAGAACAAAGUCAUGGGAAAAGCAUUUUAUAUGACACAUUCCAAGGCUCUAUUUAUGUGUGCUUUAUUCCUUCCAUGAGGAAAUAGUGAAAUAUGCAGAAUUGUAACUCAAAUACACAAAGAAACAGGAAAAAGGAAAGAAUAGAGACUGUUUAUGUAUGUUAAUGAAGAAUGGAGGGAUUUAAGAAGAAGAACCUGAUCUCUCAGCUUUGCAGCUUGGAAUAAGGAUCUGCAUCUUCUUUUCCCUUCUGGUCUGGACUUAGAGCAUGAAAUGGGUGAGUUGCUUUGCCUCUGUGUCUUACCCUUCUAACUUAGCAAGGAAUGUGAAGAAUGUUACAUUAUCAUAAUACUUUGGGUAUUAAAUUACAUCUGUUAUUGCAUUAAUUGGGAAACCUUUUUUAAGGAUGAUGUCAUGCCUUAGAAAUAUUUGAUAGGUACCACUGUUUAGCAUUGGGUUAUAUGAAAAAUAAAUAUUAGGUUUCCUUUAAUUCAGAUACCAUGAUUUAUCUUUUUGACCAAAACUUUUAAGCACAGCAAGACAUAAUUAGAGGGCAGUUUCAUUCUUUUCCCUUUUUUCCAUUAACAUUGCAAGACCUUCUGAUUUAAAUGCUUUUUAACAUUUUCGGUCUUCUCUCACAGAAAGUGUGAUUCCCUCACCAUUGACACUUCCCUACUCUCAACUCUCUGUUGGUUUAGACUCAGCCCUUGUUAUGAGGGUGAUUGUUUUUGUAGUCACAAAGGGAUUAGUACAUUUAGUCACAAGUACUCAACAGAUCUGUCCAGACUUCUCUGGGGUUGCAGAGGGGAUCAGUGAUGUGGUGCACUGUCCAAACAAGUCUCACCACUCUGAGUUCAGAGAUUGUGUCAGUACAUGUGAUGGGGCAUCUGGAUGUGAACAAGUGCACAAGGAGGUGUUCAAACACAUGAUGAGCUUGAACAACUCUGCUAAUUUAGGGCUUAGAUAUAGAAUUUUUAAUAAGUCAAAUGAAGAGAGAAUAUUUUUAUGCUACAGUUAUUUCAGCAAAAUCCUAUGCUUAAGUAGCUUUGAGAGCUUAGUUUCUGAAGCUUUUCUGCUAUCCCCCUGCCCUUGGGCCCUGCAGAACACCCCAUCCUGCCUGUGACUCAUGUCAAACAUCCAGCUGUCACCUCAGCUCACACCUCUGCCGAGCUUUGCACGCUUUGGUACGUCUCUGUUAAAGGCUCCUUUCUGCACAGUAUCUUCCACACAAUUAAAAACCCUCCUUCAGGUUCCUGUUGCCUCAGAGCUGGAGCACUGCUCCUGUUCUGUGGCCUGGAAAUGCAGAGCUAUGGAGUUAAUGGGACCUACUGAGUGGAAGGGACAAAGCUCUGGUCUCACACAUCUGUCUGGUACCUCUCUGUGACCCAGCACUGCCCACAGAACCAGCCCAGGGACAAGACUUUGUAGGCUGGAGACAGACACUCUCCUGUCUGUUUUAGGCCAAGUCCUUCUUACUCAAUUCAGACCUGCAUCUGUCACCAUGUAAUUUGAAAUGAACUUGUGUAAGACAAACUCUCUGACACCUUCCUGUUGUGUUUUAUACAGCCAUCUCCUACAAGUACUGCAUGGUUUUUUUUUUCUGUGUGCCUGCAUGAACUGGGACUGGUUAUAGGAGAAAAAGUAGAAAAGGGCAGUCUAGAGUUGUGAUUCAAAAAGCAAGCUCAAAUCUUAAUGCAGCAGCUUUUCUCCUUGUAACUUUAGCUUCUGUUUCUUUCAAAAAUACUUAAAAUGAUGCACUGAAUAAAAUGUGGCCACCUCUCUUCACUGAAGUUAAGAGAAUACAAAAUACCAGUUCUGAAAGCUCCUCUGAGGUGUCCCCUUCUGGUGCAACCAAAGCCAAGUUAAAAUACUCUUUGUUGAAUUUCACCAAGAAAUGAGGGAUUGAUAUCCAUGAAUAAGCUGACCAGCUGCUCUGACUUGUGGAGGAGUUCUGGAGUAGUUCAAGGGUAGAAUGGGCACUUUAUUUCUUGCAUUAAAUGGUAAAAGCUCUCAGUGCUGUGGACAGCUCAAAACAGGGAAUUUGGUGGGUUUGGGGUUUUACUCUGAGCUGGAUUUGUCCCUCAUCCAGCAACCCAAGAAGUGCAGAUUAGUGUCACAGGCUCAAAGUUUCUGUUUCUAAUGCCAGCUACAGGGACUUAAGAACAUAUAUGUUAUGCUAAAAUAUACUUGUCUAGGUGUCAGUUUGAGUUCUUGUCAGCACAUGAACAUUAAAAUACAUUUAAAUUGCAAGACCACCUGUGAACUUGAGAUAUUUCUAACAUGCAAACAUUGAAAAUUGUAGUCAUUUAUAUUUAGAUGUGGGAGUGUUUCUUUAGCAUCUUAACUACUGCUUUAAGACUUCAUUUUAGACACACCCUUUUGAAAAUGUUGGCUUCGAUUUCUCAUUGUUCAAUUUGUAAAAGGAUAUUUGUUUUUAAAGGGCUUUAAAAUCUUAGGAUCAAUGUCUAUAAUUGUUAAUCAUUUAAUUAAUUAUCAUUAAUUUAAAAUGUAUUAUUUAACAGUAAGUCACCUUUCCCUGUUGUGUUGUCAAUGAGUUAAUUUACUGCCUUCAUUCAUCUUGGAAGCCAGAGAACAACCCUUGUGCCUACAGUUAAGCCUCUCUGCAAAUACAAAAUUGGGUUGGGGAUGAAGAUAGAAGAGUCAGGAUGGAAGUGCUGGGUACCACUGCCAAACUGGAGUUUUGUUUCUUCUCUAGUACAGUUUAUCUACAGACUGCUGGUACCAAUAGUGUAUUUGUGUCACCUACUAUCUUAUACUUUUACCAGGUAACAGUAAGAAGGUCUGAUGUGGAGAAAAUAUUCUAUUUUUUUCCCAAAAAGGAACGUAAAUUAUGUACAAAUUAAGCCCUGCCCUUUUUUGGCUCACAGCCCAGCCACCAGCUACAAAGAAGCAGGAACAGCAAAAGGGCCUGAGCACACGUGAACAUCUCUGUGCUGAGAGCACCUGAUGCCCUGGAGUUACAAAUUGUCCAGCAAAGAGACCUCUCCCCAUCUCACCUGGCCAGGAAGGACUGGGACAGCUGACAGCCAGCAUUCUACCAAGGUCGUGAUGCCAGAAGGAUCCCCAGCGGAGCUCCCCAGCAGCCAGGAAUGUGAGAGCCAAGGGAAGGAGCCUGCUGGGCUGCUGGGGAACAGGAGCACAAGGACCAUGGUGACAGGAGGCGGAGGCUACCUGGGAUACAAUCUGGGCUGUGCCCUGGUUAGGUCAGGGAUUGCUGUCGUCCUGUUUGAUGUACGGAAACCUAAGUGGGAGAUUCCCAACGGAGCCGAUUUUUUCGAGGGGGAUGUGAGGGACUAUGAUGCAGUGUUCAAGGCAUGUGAAGGGGUUGACUGUGUUUUUCACGUGGCUGCAUGUGGAAUGUCAGGAUUAGAACAACUUCAAAAGAAAGAUCAGAUUGAAUCCAUAAAUGUUGGAGGCACAAAAAUAAUAAUUGAUGUCUGCAAACAAAGAAAUAUCCCCAGACUGAUAUACACCAGCACAGUGAAUGUGGUGUGUGGAGGGAAUCCUAUUGAAGAAGGAGAUGAAGAAACUGUGCCGUAUUUUCCACUGGAAAAGCAAUUUAAUCAUUAUUCUAGAACCAAGGCAAUUGCAGACCAAAUGGUUCUUGCUGCUAAUGGAACUUUACUCAAAGGAGGGGACAAGCUCCACACGUGUGUGCUUCGCCCCCCGGGCAUCUACGGACCCGAAGAGCAGCGGCACCUGCCACGAGUAGCCAUAAACAUCCAGCGGAGACUUUUUAACUUCAAGUUUGGGAAUCACGAAGUUCAGAUGAACUGGGUUCACAUAGGAAAUCUAGUACAAGCUCACUUACUGGCUGCUGAGGCUCUCACCUCUGAGAAGGGUUAUGUAGCUAGUGGUCAGGCAUAUUACAUCCACGAUGGUGAAAAUGUGAUUUUCUCUGAGUGGAUCGUGCCCUUGUUUGAAAAAUUAGGCUACAGGAAACCCUGGAUACAUAUUCCCGUUCUCCUGGUUCAUAUAGCAGCCACUGUGAUGGAAUAUCUGCACCUGAUACUAAAGCCAGUUUUUAGCUUUACACCUUUCUUGACAAGGAAUGAGGUGUGGAACGUUACUGUAACUCACACGUUCCGAAUAGACAAGGCACGAAAUCAACUUGGUUACAAACCAAAGAAAUUCUCAUUUGCUGAUUCUGUGGAUCAUUAUCUCAAAACAAGACCUACUUGCCAAGAAGAUCACACAUUCCUUAAAAUGGUGUUUGUUUUUGGCAUUAUGUUAAGUUUGAUCAUUCUUUCUUUUUUCUAAAAUCAAGUAACUCCCCACCUGUUCCAGAAAACCUCGUUUUAUUUCUGAGUAUUAAUGAUCUGGUCACAGUACAUUCCUCAGCCACCAUGGAUUUUGUUAUUGUUAUUACUAUGGUGACACCUCUCUGACCUCCUUAAGAAAGAAAAAAAAAACAAACAACAAGCAAAAAACAAUCACAAAAGUGAAAACAUGGCAGGAAAUGUUCCCCAGGAACAACAGUGUCACAAAUCAAAGGCGUUCACCACUAACAGGUGCAGGAAUAGUGUUAAUGAAUCUUCAUUAAUUGAUUGCUUCAUGCUGAGAGGGAUUUUCUAAAAAUGAUAACUCAGGAGGGUGAGAAGCUGGAAGAAGAGGAACCAUUGUAGGACUGCAGUGCUGCCACAAGUCCAGCAGCUCCGGUGAAGAAAAGAGUGACUAAACAACUCCUCUGAUGAAGCUGCUGCUACAGCUACUGUCUGUAAGUCUGAGGAAUUAUGGAGACCUGGGAAAUAGGACAAAAAUAUGGAAAGUAAAUAUUUAUAAAAAACAGGUGGUGAGAGGACUGAAAAUCGUAUUUAUAUAAAAAUAAUUUUAUUGUUCAAAAGCUUUGUAAAAAUGUAAUAAAUAAUAUUAUGUGUGUUUGUAAAUCAAAUAAUGUACAUUCAAAGCAAUAAUAAAUAAUAACUG
This is a messenger RNA of Chiroxiphia lanceolata (lance-tailed manakin), 6623 nucleotides long. Its product is annotated as putative short-chain dehydrogenase/reductase family 42E member 2. The transcript is spliced from 12 exons. Lineage: Eukaryota; Metazoa; Chordata; Aves; Passeriformes; Pipridae. Gene Ontology annotation, biological process: steroid biosynthetic process. The record is from RefSeq and is a predicted model, not a curated record. Gene Ontology annotation, molecular function: 3-beta-hydroxy-Delta5-steroid dehydrogenase (NAD+) activity. Bases 4644 to 5957 code for a protein of 437 amino acids.